Molecule: messenger RNA, 2297 nt
Organism: Coregonus clupeaformis (lake whitefish)
Lineage: Eukaryota; Metazoa; Chordata; Actinopteri; Salmoniformes; Salmonidae
Product: beta-1,3-galactosyl-O-glycosyl-glycoprotein beta-1,6-N-acetylglucosaminyltransferase 4-like
Exons: 7
Coding region: 181-1482 (433 amino acids)
Cellular component (GO): membrane
Molecular function (GO): acetylglucosaminyltransferase activity
Source: RefSeq, a predicted model, not a curated record
CCUACCCUCCAAGCCAUCGAGCGCCAGAGGUCCGGGGAGAGAGAGAGAGACAGACGGCACUCAUGACUGCGCUGAAUUUUCCGAAUCAAGUUCCUUCACAAAUGUGGCUGUCUAGUGAGACUUUGGAAAACUUUUUGAUGGCAUGUAAUAGAAACUCAAAGGCGUCUUUAGCGUGCAAGAAUGAAAAUAAGAUGUGUCCUGUUACAUAAAUUGAGACAGAGGUGCUUCCUGUUGUCCCUGGUCCUGCUGGUGGUGUGUCUGCUGAAGCUGGUCUAUGUUAAAGUAACGGUGAGGAACAGCUUCUACAUCGAGCCCUAUGGAAUCACAGACAGCUCCUCACAGAACCCCAACCACCAGUACAACAUCAACUGCACCGCCAUCUACCAACUGGACCCUGUGGAGGUAGGGAAGUCAUUGGAGAUCAGACGCAAAGUCAUUGUGGACUUGGAGGAUGACAGCAUUGUGUCUUUGACCUCGGACUGUCAGAGGUACAUCGAGACAAGAGGAUAUGACAUCAUCCCGGUGUCGGAAGAGGAGCGGAGGUUCCCGCUGGCGUACUCCCUGGUGGUGCAUAAGAACGCUGCCAUGGUGGAGAGGAUCUUCAGGGCCACCUACGUCCCUCACAACCUCUACUGCAUCCACUAUGACCAGAAGUCCUCUCAGAGCUUCAUAGCAGCCAUGAGGAACCUGGCUCACUGCUUCCCCAACCUCUUCCUAGCCUCCAAGCUGGAGUCUGUGCAGUACGCCCACAUCACACGGCUCAACGCCGACCUCAACUGCCUCAACGACCUGUUAGAAAGGUCAGAGGUCAAGUGGAAGUAUGUCAUCAACCUCUGCGGCCAGGACUUCCCCCUCAGGUCGAACGGUGAGCUGGUGUCGGAGCUGCAGGCGCUGAAUGGUGCCAACAUGCUGGAGACCUCCCGUCCCAGUGAGCUGAAGAAACAGCGCUUCCGUUUCCAGCACCAGCUGAAGGAUGUGCCCUACGAGUACCGCCGCUUACCUGUCCGAACCACACACGCCAAGGCACCGCCGCCGCACGACAUCGAGAUGUUCAUCGGUAGCGCCUACUUCGUUUUGUCCCGUGACUUUGUCCGUUACGUCGGAACCAGCCGGGUGGCGAGGGACUUCCUGGAAUGGUCAGCUGACACGUACUCCCCGGACGAACACUUCUGGGCGACGUUGACGAGAAUCCCCGGUGUACCGGGAGAGAUCUCCCGGUCUGCCCCAGAUGUGACAGACUUGAAGAGUAAGACACGUCUGGUGAAGUGGAAUUAUCUGGAAGGGUCUCUGUACCCUCCCUGCACUGGGACUCACAUGAGGAGUGUCUGUAUCUAUGGGGCUGCAGAGCUGCGAUGGUUGCUGAACUAUGGCCACUGGUUUGCUAACAAGUUUGACCCCAAAGUGGACCCGGUGCUUAUCAACUGCUUGGAGGAGAAAUUGGAAGAGAAACGUAGACGAUGGGAAAACACGGUGCAGAAUUGAAAAGGAAAAACGACUGUAAAUGAAAUUGGAUGGGAGAAUCAUUUCAUUUGUGGGUUUAUUUGGAAGAUUAACCAGCCUGCAGAUGAGGUACUUUGCUCCACUAGCAACUAACUGCAAGGAAUAAGUCCGAUUCUGCAGUGGCAGGAUAUUCUUGUUUUACAAAAAAAUGUUUUUAUGUCUACUGAAUACUAGUUCAAACUAGUUGAACCUGACUGUUUUUCAAUUGAAAAUGAAGUGUUGAAGUUCAGUUGAACUGUUCGAAUGAAAGGCUUCGCCCAACUGUUUUUUAACGAUGUCCAAGAUGGACGUUUUAGAGGAUAGUGAAACAAGACGAUCGAUGGCCUAAAUAUCUACACUACUAGUUCUGUUAAGGAUAUCGCAAAGAACUUGUUACGGUAAUGUCACAUGUUGCAAUAACACCUAAUGGAAUGUCUCAUAUUGAUACCAGAUCCAAUGAGAAAGGAAUUUAGAUUGAAUUGACAGUCAUUUUUGUUAUUCUCUGAGAUUCUUUCACGCGGGUAAAAAUGCUAAACUCUUUACCAAACCAACAAUACCAAAGACACUAAACUGUAACAAAACGGCACAUCAAAACUGGAUGUCAGGUUUUUAUACGUUUUCAUGGAAACACUUUUUUUUGUAUUAGUAUUUUAGUAUUUACGAUUAGUAUUUUAGUAUUUAGGAUUAGUAUUUUAGUAUUUAUCAUCAAGAUGAUAGUAUAUAUUUGUAGAGAGGGGAGUUUGAUACAGCAGUAACGCAACAAGGUUGAUAUCUCUAAUUAUGAAUGAUUUAUUUCUUAAUAAAACUAUCACUCUGAA